UACAGAGACCUGUGUACCAAGCAGGGCAUUCGCUCGCCUCUCUUACCUUGCAUUUGCUGUUGUCUGGGGAUUUUGUCUGAAAGGCAGCCCCAGCCUCUGCCCUUUCCACGGUGGGUGUCACUCUGGAGACUCCUGCUGUUUAGACCUUGAGGUGCAGUGUGUCGCAGUCCCCAUCUGCUCAUCCUGCUCACCUGGUCUGACUGGUCUCACUUUGCCAGGCCUUUAGCAUCCUAGAGACAGGCACCUAGGGGACCCACUUCCUGCUGUUACCAGGGAGCAGCCCUGGCACCCCAAAACCAGUGGGGGCCAGCGCCACCUCUGCCCUGGGACAGCUGGCAUUUAGCAGAGGUCUGCCCCCCACCCCAGUGUCCUCUCUGCCCAUAGUCAGCUCCGACAGCCACCCUUCGGCAGCUUGUGGGGCACCACUGGAGGACGAGGGGGACGGCCCUGUCCCUGAGGAUUAGCAGCUCAACACCUCCAUACCAGCUGCUCACCACAGUGACCCCAUGAGGGUCCCAGAAGUAAGAGCCCCCCACCCCUGCUCUGCAACUUCAGAUAAGCCCCUGCAGCACCCUAGACCUGGUGUCCCCUCCAAACUGUUGGGUGAGCUGGUCCUCAACAUCUGACUUCUAGGUCAAACUUUCCAUGAUUCUGCACCUUGUGGCCUGUAGCUCAGAGGAAGUUGUGUCGUGGGCUUCAAGCUUUGAGUAGUGAAAGAACAAAAGCUUCCUAAGCACCCAAGCACACCAGGAACUCUGUACCCAUGUCACAGAUGUGGAAACAGGUUCUGCGUGGUGAGAAGAGCAUGUAAGGUCAUGGCAGUUUGAAACCAAGUGUGUGUCCACUUUCCCCUGGUGCCCCCAGCUAGGAUGACAAGGGGCAGCAUGGCAGGAGGGCACCCAGAUGACUCAGAGAAGCACAAAUCACAGAAGCACAGGAUGUACUAGGAGGAAGGACGGUGCCGGGUGCCAGCGGUCAGGUUUCUAUCUAUCCCAGCCUCUUCUAUGACACAGUGUGUCUCCUCGACCCAGAAAUUGCUGAUCUCACUCAGCCCUGCCAGCUCUUUCAUUAGUGAGGUGGGUGUAACCUGGCCCACCUGCCCAUCAGAAGCGCUGUGUCCCGCACAAGCUCGGUCACAAGGAUGAAGAUGAGACGCUACAAGCUCUUUCUCAUGUUCUGUAUGGCCGGCCUCUGCCUCAUCUCCUUCCUGCACUUCUUUAAGACCCUGUCUUAUGUCACCUUCCCCCGGGAACUGGCCUCUCUCAGCCCUAACCUCGUGUCCAGCUUCUUCUGGAACAAUGCCCCCGUCACACCCCAGGCCAGCCCCGAGCCGGGUGGCCCUGACCUGCUGCGAACCCCUCUUUACUCUCACUCGCCCCUGCUCCAGCCGCUGUCCCCCAGCAAGGCCAUCGAGGAGCUCCAUCGGGUGGACUUCGUGCUGCCCGAGGACACCACCGAGUAUUUCGUGCGCACCAAAGCCGGGGGCAUCUGCUUCAAACCAGGUACCAAGAUGCUGGAGAAGCCGCCCUCGGGGCGGCCCGAGGAGAAGCCCGAGGGCGCUGACAGCUCCUUAGGAGCCCGAGGUCCUGCACGGCGCUCCCCGCGACGCGUGGUGAGUGCUCGGGAGCGCGCGGGCAGCAACCGGGGUGUGCGGCGCAAGUGGGUGGAGUGCGUGUGCCUGCCGGGCUGGCACGGGCCCAGCUGCGGAGUGCCCACCGUGGUGCAGUACUCCAACCUGCCCACCAAGGAGCGCCUGGUGCCCCGGGAGGUGCCGCGGCGGGUCAUCAACGCCAUCAACAUCAACCACGAGUUCGACCUGCUGGACGUGCGCUUCCACGAGCUGGGCGACGUGGUGGACGCCUUCGUGGUGUGCGAGUCCAACUUCACGGCCUACGGGGAGCCGCGGCCGCUCAAGUUCCGCGAGAUGCUGACCAACGGCUCCUUCGAGUACAUCCGCCACAAGGUGCUCUACGUCUUCCUGGACCACUUCCCGCCCGGCGGCCGGCAGGAUGGCUGGAUCGCCGACGACUACCUGCGCACCUUCCUGACCCAGGACGGCGUCUCCCGGCUGCGCAACCUGCGGCCUGACGACGUCUUCAUCAUCGAUGACGCGGACGAGAUCCCCGCGCGCGACGGUGUGCUCUUCCUCAAGCUGUACGACGGCUGGACGGAGCCCUUUGCCUUCCACAUGCGCAAGUCGCUCUAUGGCUUCUUCUGGAAGCAGCCGGGCACCCUGGAGGUGGUGUCCGGCUGCACGGUGGACAUGCUGCAGGCCGUGUACGGGCUGGACGGCAUCCGCCUGCGCCGCCGCCAGUACUACACCAUGCCCAACUUCCGCCAGUACGAAAACCGCACGGGCCACAUCCUGGUGCAGUGGUCGCUGGGCAGCCCCCUGCACUUUGCUGGCUGGCAUUGCUCCUGGUGCUUCACGCCCGAGGGUAUCUACUUCAAGCUGGUGUCCGCCCAGAACGGCGACUUUCCCCGCUGGGGUGACUAUGAGGACAAGCGGGACCUCAAUUACAUCCGGAGCCUGAUCCGAACUGGAGGCUGGUUUGAUGGCACGCAGCAGGAGUACCCACCUGCGGACCCCAGCGAGCACAUGUACGCCCCCAAGUACCUGCUGAAGAACUACAACCAGUUCCGAUACCUGCUGGACAAUCCCUACCAGGAGCCCAAGAGCACUGUGGUGGGUGGUGGGCGGCGGAACAAGGGCCCCGAGGGCCGGCCACCAGCAGCCAGGGACAAAUUGGACGGGGCUGAAGGCUGAGCCUGCGGGAUCUCUAGGGCCCCCUGGCCCGGUGGGCUGGUAGCUGCCCCUGGUUGCCUUCAGCCUCUUCCUGCCGACUUGGGGUUCUUGAGAGACCAGGACUGGGUGGGUGGGCUCUCCCUACUCAAGUCCUUGUUUGUCAAGGGUUAGGUUUUUCAGUUAAACAAAACAAACACCUCCCUUGCUGCCAGGAGAAGGGAGCAAGCCCAGACAUCUAUGCAGCCCUUUUGCUACCAGGAGUGCUGUGGCCAGGAGGUGCCACUGGAGAGUGCAUGAUGGGCCCCAGGGACCGGGAGGAGCCCAGGAGAGGAGGAAAGGGACCCUGUGGGAACCUCCAGGGCUGCCCCGUGGUGGAGGGAAGCCUGCUUUGGCAUCCCGGGGCUUUGGACCUGCAGUGGGGAGGGAGUCGAGCCAGCAGGUCCAGCUGUGUAAGUAGAUGCAUUCGGGCGCAGGAGCAAGGUGAUCACCUCAUGGGGAGCGGGCGCUGGUGACCACCGCUUGGUGUCCUCACAAGUGCUGGCCCAGAUGAGGAGGAGGCCUCCCCCACUGCCCCACAGGACAUCACUGCGCUGGGGGUGGUACCCAAGGCUGUCAGGCUCCUGUCCCCUGUAAGCUGACAAAGGCGUGUGGCCUGGGGAGCCCUGGGGAUUCCUUCCGGCUUCAAACCUGGCCUUGAUGUUCCUUCUUACUCUACAUUGCUGUCGCCUGGGCUGCCUGCCCCGCUGCUUGCAGAGACCCCAGAAAUCCAGUUCUCAGGGCAGGGCGGGUGCUGGAGGCUGUAGGGACACCCAGGGGUGGCGGGGGUGGCCUGGGGCGUGGCAAAGUGAAGACGGACAUGAGACCGUCAUUCUGCUGCUCCGCCCCUGUCACCCCCUCCUGCUGGCACCCACCGCCCCAAACUCACCACUAUGCCUGGUGGAAUCACACUUAGGCCACUCCUUGGGGCUGGCUAGUGGCCAGGAAGGAGCCACAAGGCUCUCCUGGGCCCAAGAAGGGACAUGAAGGCCAGUUAUAUGUCAACCCAUUCCUCUUAGUUUGCCUUGUUGGGGGUGGGAAGUCAUUUGUUGGAGUAGAUUCUAAGCUGCUGUAAGAGACCGUGAAAUACAGAGGUUUGUGCAAGACGAAAGCUUGUUUCUGAUUAAAUUGUCUAGAGGGAGAUGGGCCAGGACCAGUAGACAGCUCUGCCUUCCCUCAUUCACACCUUCCAGUUCCGGAUACAGAGUGGCUGCUCCAGCUCCCACUAUCACUUGUACAUCCCAGGGCAGAGAAAGGCAAGGAAGUGCACACCCUUUCCUGUUACGCCCACCAGCCAGAAAAGGCACGAAUGCUUCUGAUGGCUUCUCAUGGGCCAGGACCUAGUCACAAGGUCACAUAAAUACAGCUGCAAGGGGACUGUGCCUGUGGGAAACCGCCUUAUGCCAGACCUCAACUUGGGAGAUCCGUGAAGGAGAAGAGGGUGAAUGGGGGGGCAGGUUUCUAGGGGAGAGGCAGAAAUGACUGCUUCAGUUGUAGGAUCCUGCUCCUGCUCCUCUCCGUCUGCCCAAGGCCAAGUGCUGUGGCAGUGACAGGUGUGUGACCGGCAGAGAAUGCCCGUCCCUAGGUACCCCCCCAUGUUCAGUACUCCCCCCUGUGAGGCCAGUAUGUGGAGGCUGCCUGUGGAAUGGUCCAUUUCCGUGUGUGCGUGUAUAUUUAUGGGCAUGGGUGCAUGCUUGGUGUGUAUUUGUACAUGUCUGUAUCGAUGUGUCCCUGUACAUAGGUGCCUGUGUGUGGGAGUGGGAGUCCGGCCCAGGUUUCCUCUUUCCAAGGUCCUGGAGCCUGUGGCUACACUUCCUGGGGCUCCCCAGGGUGACUGAGGUGGGAAGCCAUUGGGGAACCUAGAAAGCAAGAUGAAAAGGAUGUGGGGUCUGUCUGUGUUUGUCUGUCUGUCUUCCAGUCUGAGGAAUGAGAGUCCUCUAUCCACUCAGCCCCGCUGGGCCCCAGCGUUGUCCUCCCACCUGACCCCUAGCUCCAGUGGGGCUUUUUCUGAGUGGCUCACUGGGGAGAUAGAUGCCUGAUGGGUCGGGAAAGCUGGAGAACGCGGCUGGCUCAGCGUGACAUGGGGAGCUGGCCCCGAAGCAGCUGUGGUGGGCAGGCCUGAAGCAGGGAAGGAAGUGGCAGAGGAUCAGACCUGCCGGAGUUCAGACCCAGUGGGGAGGGGGCAGAGGGAGGCUGGGGUUGGGGUGGAAGAGUUUCCCACAGAACCACAGCCUAUGCUGGGAAGGGGAGGGCGCCGGGGCCACGCCCACACCUAAGGAAACCCAAACAACAUGAACACUGGCACACGGCUGCCCUGCCACCAUCUCCAUGUCUUUCCUGGGAACCUCUAGCCCCGUGGAGGCCUGUCCAUGCCAAGCAUCCAGCUGGCCUCGUCCAUAUGUGGUCAUAUCAGUUCUAGGGCCAGGCAUAGGACAGCUUUGGGGACAGAGUUGAGAGUCAGCACGGGGACAUGGGACUGUCCCCCGCAGAAGGCAGGGCCCUAGGAAACGUAUAAUUUAAGGACACCAAUAAUAAUAGUAUUAUUUUUUUUGUAAAGGAAAAUCAAUAUGUAUAUUCUGAAAUCAUUUUCUCUGUAAAUGGUUGGAUUUCAUUUCACCCUUAAAGGGAUGCUUAAAGGAGAAGAUAAUAUUAAUAAUAAAAAACAGCUGUGAAGUCUGAA
This is a messenger RNA of Chinchilla lanigera (long-tailed chinchilla), 5462 nucleotides long. RefSeq names its product mannosyl (beta-1,4-)-glycoprotein beta-1,4-N-acetylglucosaminyltransferase (gene Mgat3). Gene Ontology annotation, molecular function: beta-1,4-mannosylglycoprotein 4-beta-N-acetylglucosaminyltransferase activity. Gene Ontology annotation, biological process: N-acetylglucosamine metabolic process; protein N-linked glycosylation. The record is from RefSeq and is a predicted model, not a curated record. Bases 1142 to 2767 code for a protein of 541 amino acids. Lineage: Eukaryota; Metazoa; Chordata; Mammalia; Rodentia; Chinchillidae. The transcript is spliced from 2 exons. Gene Ontology annotation, cellular component: membrane.